Rhizophagus irregularis DAOM 181602=DAOM 197198 is the source of this 3500-nucleotide messenger RNA. The record is from RefSeq and is a predicted model, not a curated record. Lineage: Eukaryota; Fungi; Glomeromycota; Glomeromycetes; Glomerales; Glomeraceae.
UGCACAUCUAAAAUUUUUUUAUUUUAUUGUAACGUUAUAUUAUAAUGAGUGAUGAUAUUAUAAUCGACAUUUCUACUCCGGAAAGUGGAGUAAAAGGUGAACAAAUGAUUUGCUCUUUAAGUUUGAAAUGUGUUGCAACUUGGAACGGAAAAGAUGAAAAGAUUAGUAUUUGGCAGAAAUCAUCAUCGGCCAAUGAAGAUAUAGAAUUAAACGUGUUAAUUGAGAAAUUGUCAUCUAUCACAAAUAUUAAUUUUCACAAAUUGGUCGAGUUAGUUGACAUCUCUGAUGAAAAAUUAUUGAUUCUUGAAUUAGAGAGUGAUGAUUGUAAUCCAUACAGAGUUGUGUAUGACUUGAAUUAUCAACGGUCCCUAAUACAUAAAUACACACCUCAUAUAUUUGUAAAAUGGAAAUUUUUGGAAAAUGGAAAUUUGUUAACGAUGCAUCAUGAGCAUAGUAAUAAAUCACGCUUGAAGAUUGAACUAUACUUUAUUGAAAAUGGAUCAUUCAAAUUAAAAAGAUCAUAUUUCAUCUUGACUAAUUAUUACGAUAAUUCUUAUUUGUUUUCACAAGGACAACUUAUGCAUGGAUCAAAAUAUUUACGACAAUGGAAUGUAAUUAAUGGUAGUGAAGAUUUUGAUCAUCAAUAUUAUUUGGGUUGCUCAAAAUCGGUUCAAGUUUGUUUUAAUGAAAGUUUAUUGGCGGUUAGAAAGUUGAAUAAUUCUCUCAUAAUAUACUCCAAAAAAACUGGUAUGGCCUUUUUUCAGCGUCUUCAAGUUAAGAUAAAGGAUAUUGGCUUUUGUAAAGAAUCUGAUUUGUUAAUUGUUCAAGAAGAUAAUGAAAGUAAUAUAGACGGGUUCAAUUACCAUUUCAUAGAUCCUUAUUUUGGAAAUAUACUUUAUACACAGCCAAUCAAAAGUAAACACAAACAGUUGAUAAUACAUGAAAAUGUGAUUAGCAUUGUUGAUAAUAGUGUGCAGAUUGAAAAUAUAUUCGAAAAUACAAAGGAACAACUAUACAGAGAGAUGUCCACUCACCUUUUGUUAUCUAUGACCAAUAGCGCAUCAAUUAUUCGUGGUUGUAAGGGUGAAACCAAAGAAUUUAGCAAGUGUAAUGAGUGUGAUGAGUAUGUCGAAGUCUCUUCAACAUUAUUAACAUGGAAAAUUUAUAAAAGUGAAAGAAAACUUUCCGCAAAUAUAAAUUCUCAAGAGAUCGAUUGCAUAAUCCUUGAUGAGAGACUUUCUAAUAUCUUUUACUUUUAUAUGUUGCCAAAUGAUGAUAUAGUUAUACAUACAAAUCAUUAUGGGAUAAUUUUUACUCUUAAUAAUCAAAAUAAAAUAGAACUAUUAUUUUUUUCUCAACUUUCUAUUGAUGACGAGCACCAUUAUAGUUAUGAGAAUGAUUCAUUUGAAAUAAUUUUCAAUAAAUUUACGAAUCAACCUAUUAUCAUAGAAAUGAUUGUAAAUUACCUCGACGAUAUCACAAAAUUUACCUUAUACGCUUCAUAUAUUUUGCAAGCUGCAAUUAAAUGUCGCAAAGGUGAUAUAAUUGAUCACAUCAUUGAAAAAUGUAUAGAUCAUUAUAAUAAAAAUCCAGAAAAUAUUCAUUUAUUCAAAAUUGUAACUAACCAUAUUUCAGAAAUUCGAAAAUAUAAUCAUUAUUAUGUAAAAAAGUUUUUCAAUUAUACUACUUUAAUUAAGGCUCCUCAAAAAAUUCAAUGCGAAGAAGUUACUGGACAAAGAAAAUUUUUUUUACCUAUAUUUAUACUUUUCGAAUAUCAUCAUCUUUAUGGAUUUACUCAUGAUACUGAUGCUAAUUCUUAUUUGCUUAAAUCAACAUUUUUUCUAAAUAUUAUUCGUUCAUUAAGAGAUAAUUCAUAUUCUUUAUACAAUUAUUUAUUAAAGCCAUUUUCUAAAAAACGAUCAGCUAUUAAAUUAUAUAUUCCUUUACCACAAUUUGCAUCUUACAAUACAAAUUAUAAUCCUGUCAAAGAAUUCUUUUUGGGACCCGAAAAAAAUGAAUUUUUAAAGUUAAAAGAUUCUCAUUUUUAUUCAGAUUGGAAUGGAGAAGCUCUGCUUAAUUUUAAAUGGAAAAAGUUUGGAAGAUUUUAUUAUUAUAUAAACUGGCUUGUGUACAUUGCCUUUCUCAUAACAUUUUCCCUGGCGAUACAUGGAAAUUUUCAAAAAGUCUUUUUUAUAAUUUCUGCUAUUCUGGGAUUUUUUCAAUUACUAUUUUUUGAAGUUCGCCAAUUUUUGUGGAAUAUGAAGAAAUAUUUUUUUAGUAUAUGGAAUUGGUUUGAUCUAAUUGCGUAUAUUUUGCCAAUUGUAAUUUCAAUUCGAUGGUUAAUGAAUCAUCCCUUACCUGCUUGGGUUUCAUCCGUUUCAAUUUUCUUUUUAGAAUUGAGAUUUAUAUUUUAUUUAAGAGUAUUUGAACAAUUUUGUAUUUAUUUUGCAAUAAUCAUUGGCGUUGCAAGAAAUACUAUCUCUUUUUUUGUUAUUCUAGCCUUUAUCAUUAUUGUGUACACUCAUGCAUUUAUUGUACUUAGUAAUCAUAAUAAUUUUUUUGAUUCUUUUUUGGCUAUAUAUAAAUUAAUGACAGGAGAUACUACAAAUUUAGAAUUUCAAAAGAAUCCAGAGCUUAUUGUUAUUUGGAUUUCAUUUUCAGUUUUCACAGUUAUUUACCUUUUAAAUUUGUUUAUUGGAUUAUUAAAUGAAGAAAUUCAAAAAAUUGAUAAAAAAACUUUGUUUUUACAUCAAAGAGCUGAGAUACUUGCUGAAAUUGAAUUAUUUAAUUUGUUUCCUUCUCAAAGAAGAUUGAAAUCUUGGUUUCCUGAUCAUAUUUAUUAUUAUGUAAAUGUUGAUGAAUUGCAAAGAAAGUUGAAUGAAAUAAAUAGUAGUGAUACAUAUAAAGAUAGUCCUUAUAAGCCAAUUAUUCAUCCAGAUCUUUUAGAUCUUAUAACAUGCAAGAUUACAAAUUCAAUAGAAAAUGGUACAUAUAAUUCAAUUUCAGAGAGAAUUAAUUUUAGUCUAUUAAAAAAUAAGGGUCAGAUAUCAAUUACUCUUAAAUUUAAAGGAAAAAAGUUGAUAGAUUAUAUUGAUCAUAUUGUUAUGGAUAAUGAUGAUGAUGAUAAAGAUGGUAAAGAAUUUAAAAAUAUGAAUUUAGAAGAAAAUAAUAUUCAAGAUUAUUUGAAAUCAAUUCAAAAUAUUAUAAAAUCAAAUGUCUCAAAAAAUAAGCAUUAUUUAAAUAUUACACUUGAAUUUAAAGGUGCGAGAUUAGUGAAAUAUGAAAGUCAGGUUGCUGAUUAACUUAGCAUAGUAUGAUAUUGUUUAUAGAUCAAACCAGAGUUUUGUAUUAAUUAUUAGUAUAUAUGAUUAACUAUUCUUAUAUAUAGUGAUAUGAUUAUUUUGAUUUUUGUAUAUGCACUGAAUUAUUAAAGAUAUUUUCUAUAUAACAUUUAAAUUUAAACAAAUAAAAAAUGAAAGAGUAAUAUAAAUUAGGUUAAU